AUGUCCGUUACCACCAAGGCUACGAUCGCCUCUUUCGGCGGAAAACUCCUCAAACUCAGCCAUGCCGCCUCUUCCACAAAAUGUGACAUGAACUUCAACCUCUACCUGCCCCCUCAGGCCUACCAAAACCCUUCGCAAAAGGUUCCCGUGUUGAUCUAUCUCUCCGGUUUAACAUGCACGGCCGACAAUUGCUCCGAGAAGGGCUUCUUCCAACACGGCGCUAGCAAAAAGGGCAUUGCCGUGUUGUACCCGGACACGAGUCCUCGUGGGCUGGAUCUCCAAGGCGAAAAUGACUCUUGGGACUUUGGAACGGGCGCCGGUUUCUACGUCGACGCUACUAAGGCCCCCUACAACGCCGGAUACAACAUGUACACCUACGUGACAGAGGAACUGCCCAAGACCGUGUUUGCCGCUUUUCCUCAGCUGGACUCGAGUCGUGUCAGUAUCACAGGCCACAGUAUGGGUGGACACGGGGCUUUGACUUUGUUCCUUCGUAACCCCGGGAAAUACAAGUCUGUCUCCGCCUUCGCUCCCAUUUCCAACCCCAUUAACUGCCCCUGGGGCCAGAAGGCGUUCGGCGGAUACUUUGGAGAUGACCAACAGGAGAAGUGGAAGGAGCACGAUGCUUCCGAAUUGGUGAAGAACUGGAAGGGCCCCUUGGAUGUGCUGAUUGACGUGGGUACCGGCGACAACUUCUACAAGCAAGGCCAGCUGCUCCCCGAGAACCUCGAGAAGGCCGCCAAAGAGGCCGGUGUGGAGGGGGUCAAAGUGCGCUACCAGCCCGACUACGACCACAGCUACUACACCAUGGCCUCGUUCUCGGAUGACCAUAUUGAGCAUGCUGCCAAAUACUUGUUUGCAUAG
Messenger RNA from Aspergillus melleus, 864 nucleotides. Its product is annotated as S-formylglutathione hydrolase. NCBI's taxonomy places the organism in Eukaryota, Fungi, Ascomycota, Eurotiomycetes, Eurotiales, Aspergillaceae. The coding region runs from base 1 to 864 and encodes 287 amino acids. The record is from RefSeq and is a predicted model, not a curated record. Gene Ontology annotation, cellular component: cytosol. Gene Ontology annotation, molecular function: S-formylglutathione hydrolase activity. Gene Ontology annotation, biological process: formaldehyde catabolic process. The transcript has 4 exons.